This is a messenger RNA of Populus nigra (black poplar), 2987 nucleotides long. Its product is annotated as probable leucine-rich repeat receptor-like protein kinase At1g35710. The transcript is spliced from 2 exons. Bases 55 to 2703 code for a protein of 882 amino acids. Gene Ontology annotation, biological process: protein phosphorylation. NCBI's taxonomy places the organism in Eukaryota, Viridiplantae, Streptophyta, Magnoliopsida, Malpighiales, Salicaceae. Gene Ontology annotation, molecular function: ATP binding; protein binding; protein kinase activity. The record is from RefSeq and is a predicted model, not a curated record.
UUCCUACAGAAACCAUUCUCAGAGUUUCUCCAAGUCCUUUUUUUUCUCCUUCUAAUGUGCAUUCCUUCUUUCUUUGCCUUUCCUCCUAAUUCCUCUGCAACUUCAUUUGGUGCAGCCAGAUAUGUAGCUGCUGAAGGUAAUAAAGAAGCGGAGGCUCUCCUAAAAUGGAAAGCAAGUCUUCAUGACAACCACAGCCGAUCUGUCCUGUCUUCUUGGGUUGGCAGCAGCCCUUGCAAGUGGCUUGGGAUCACUUGUGACAAUUCUGGAAGUGUCGCGGCUUUCAGCCUUCCACAUUUUGGUCUGAGAGGUACACUUCAAAGUUUCAACUUCUCAUCCUUCCCCAAUCUUCUCACUCUCAAUCUCAAGAACAAUUCACUCUACGGAACUAUUCCACUUGAGAUAGGAUUGUUAACAAGUCUUAACGUUCUCUAUCUUGAUAAAAAUAAUCUCACGGGUUUGAUCCCUUCUUCUAUUGGAAAUUUUAGAAACUUAUCCUUUCUCAAUAUCGCAGAGAAUAAUUUAUCUGGAUUUGUUCCUCGGGUAAUAGGACAACUUGAAUCCCUUGUUGAAUUGAGUUUGCACUCUAAUAAUCUCAAUGGUUCUCUGCCCCCCGAGAUGAAUAAUCUCACACAUUUGAUGAUUUUGCACUUGUUUUCAAACAAUUUCACUGGCCAUUUACCACGAGACUUGUGCCUUGGUGGGUUGCUUGUAAAUUUUACAGCCGCCCUCAAUCAUUUUUCUGGUCCAAUCCCUAAAAGCUUGCGAAAUUGUCCUCGUCUAUUUAGAGUUAGGCUUGAGAGGAACCAAUUGACGGGGAAUAUUUCUGAAGAUUUUGGCCUCUACCCAAACUUGAACUAUAUGGACCUAAGUCACAAUGAUUUGUAUGGUGAGCUUACGUGGAAAUGGGGAGGUUUUCACAACUUGACAAGCCUAAAAUUGUCAAACAAUAAUAUCACCGGUGAGAUACCAUCAGAGCUUGGAAAGGCUACUGGGCUACAAAUGAUUGAUCUCUCGUCAAAUCUCCUAAAGGGGACAAUUCCAAAAGAAUUGGCGCAGUUGAAGGCGUUGUACGACCUUACUCUUCAUAACAACCAUCUUUUUGGUGUCCUUCCCGUUGAAAUUCAAAUGCUAUCUCAACUUCGUGCUCUUAAUUUAGCUUCUAAUAAUCUUGGUGGAUCAAUCCCAAAACAAUUGGGAGAGUGCUCGAAUUUAUUACAGUUGAACUUGAGUCAUAAUAAGUUCAUAGGGAGCAUCCCAUCUGAGAUAGGCUUCCUGCAUUUUCUUGGAAAUCUAGAUCUCAGUGGGAAUCUUCUGGCAGGAGAGAUACCAUCACAAAUUGGGCAAUUGAAUCAGUUAGAAACGAUGAACCUCUCUCACAACAAACUUUCCGGUUUGAUUCCAACUGCUUUUGUAGAUUUGGUGAGCUUGACAACUGUAGACAUCUCCUACAAUGAACUAGAGGGCCCUAUUCCCAAAAUCAAAGCCUUCAUUGAAGCUCCAUUUGAAGCUUUUAUAAAUAAUAGUGGUCUCUGUGGAAAUGCCAGUGGUCUAAAGCCUUGUACUCUUCUUACAAGCAGGAGAAAGAGCAACAAAAUUGUCAUUUUGAUUCUUUUUCCUCUCCUGGGCAGUCUACUUCUACUACUUAUCUUGGUUGGGUGUUUAUACUUUCACCACCGAACAAGUAGAGAAAGAAUCUCCUGUUUAGGAGAGCGACAAAGUCCACACAGUUUUGUAGUAUGGGGCCAUGAGGAAGAGAUCCUACAUGAAACUAUCAUCCAGGCCACUAAUAAUUUCAACUUCAAUAACUGCAUUGGGAAAGGGGGAUAUGGAAUUGUUUAUCGAGCCAUGUUGCCAACAGGUCAGGUGGUUGCCGUGAAGAAACUUCACCCAUCAAGAGAUGGCGAGCUUAUGAAUUUGAGAACUUUUAGAAAUGAGAUUCGCAUGUUAAUAGAUAUUCGACAUCGGAAUAUUGUGAAGUUAUAUGGAUUUUGUUCAUUAAUAGAGCACUCCUUUUUAGUUUAUGAGUUCAUAGAAAGGGGAAGUUUGAAGAUGAAUUUAUCUAGCGAAGAACAGGCAAUGGACUUGGAUUGGAAUAGAAGGCUUAAUGUUGUUAAAGGAGUGGCCAAUGCAUUAUCCUAUUUGCACCAUGAUUGCUCGCCUCCAAUCAUUCAUCGAGACAUUUCCAGCAGCAAUGUUCUUUUAGAUUUGGAAUACGAGGCUCAUGUUUCGGAUUUUGGGACAGCUCGGCUCCUGAUGCCUGACUCGACCAACUGGACCUCAUUUGCUGGCACCUUCGGAUACAUAGCUCCAGAGCUAGCUUACACAAUGAGAGUGAACGAGAAGUGCGAUGUCUACAGCUUUGGAGUGCUCACAAUGGAAGUAAUAAUGGGAAUGCAUCCGGGUGAUCUCAUCUCAUCUCUUUCUGCAUCAGCAUUUUCCUCCUCGUCGUGCUCACAAAUCAACCAGCAUGCAUUGUUGAAGGAUGUGAUAGACCAACGUAUCCCACUUCCUGAAAAUCGAGUUGCAGAAGGUGUGGUCUCCAUUAUCAAAAUAGCAUUUGCAUGCUUGCUUGCCAAUCCCCAAUCUAGGCCAACCAUGCGACAAGUAGCUUCGGAGCUCAUAGCUCGAUGGCCUCCGCUGCCAAAGUCAUUCUCCGCAAUAACAUUGGAAGAUCUGAUGCCUCAAACAACUGUGAGAGGCUGAGAAUUUUCCAAAAAAUUUUCUAUAAUUAUAUAGUAUGUGAUUGUUUCUACUUAUGUUACUUUCAAUUUUCGUAGCUUUAUUGUAAUAAAUUAUUUCUCAGCUUUGUAUUUUGUUUCUUCAACGAUUAAUAUGUUUUAGUACAGUAUUAUUAUCAAUUAAAGUGAAUAAAGGCUCUCUGCUAUAAUGAGGACACCUGGGUUUCAAGAUUCUGUUUCAUCCCUUGUAAUAAAGGAAAUCUUCAAUUCAAUAUUGAGCUAAAAUGAAUAAACAUGUAUAAUUUGUAA